CGCAUGCGCAGAUGGGAUGUAAAUAUUGCGGCUGACGGCAAGGAAGUAAAAAUCAUGUGAAGGGAAGGCAGACCAAAAAUGUCAUCCGUACGGCUAGAUGUGGGUAAGGCUGGUACUACCCAUGUCAGCUUUGUGUGCCAGCGAUGCAGUCAACCUCUCAGGCUAGAUCAUUCCUUCAACAACUUAGAGGCUGAUCGUCAAACUGUAGAAGAUCUAACAGCACCACUUAUUCAGGUGAUUCCAAAAGAUGGUGAAGACACAAUCGACAUAAUUCCUCUGCAAAUACAGAAUGGGUCAUCAAGUCAAGAGCAGGCCAUAUUUAAAAAGACCAUACCAUCAGCCAGGUCUGUAUCAUUGGACAGUGGCCAUGACUUCACACUCCUGGGAGAAUCUGAACAGGGGAAUAUGGAAAACCUCAGUCACAGAAUAAAAGUGACAACUCAUCUUUUUGAUAUUAUGUCUGGACAGUCUGAUGUUGAUCACCCACUGUGUGAGGAAUGUACAGACACUCUGCUGGACCAGUUGGACCAGCAGUUGAAAAUAACAGAAGAUGAACUGAAGGAUUACAGAGAUUUUCUGGAGAAGAUAGAAGGAGAUGGAGGAGACAUUCAGGAAGAGGAUUUAGACAAAGAGCUGAGCCAGCUUAAAUCUGAGGAGAGUUCCCUUAUGCAGCAACUAGAAAGUAUUGAAUCUGAACAUCUGCUGGUUCAGGAGCAGUUAAGGAAAGAAAAAGAAGAUUCAAAGAAAUUAGAUGAGGAGGAGGAAAGGUAUUACAAGGAGUACAAUGAAUAUAAAAGACAGCUUGUGGAGUAUGAAGAGAGCCAGAGAAGUAUUGAUAACCAGUUGAGGUAUGCUCAGGUUCAACUUGAAAAACUUAAGAAAACCAAUGUUUUCAAUGCCACAUUCCAUAUAUGGCAUAGUGGCCAUUUUGGGACAAUUAAUAACUUCAGGUUGGGAAGACUUCCAAGUGUUCCAGUAGACUGGAAUGAGAUUAAUGCUGCCUGGGGACAGACAGUGCUUCUCCUUAAUGCACUAGCCAAUAAGAUGAACCUAAAAUUUCAGAGAUAUCGUCUUGUGCCAUAUGGAAAUCAUUCCUAUGUGGAAUCUCUAGCAGAUAAAUCCAAAGAGCUGCCACUGUAUGGCUCUGGGGGUUUUAAGUUCUUCUGGGAUACUAAAUUUGACCAAGCAAUGGUGGCAUUUCUAGACUGUUUAGAACAGUUCAAAGCAGAGGUAGAAAAGGGAAAUACUGGGUUCAAUCUACCAUACAAAAUAGACAAAGGAAAGAUAGAAGAUACCAGUACUGGGACAUCUUAUUCAAUAAAGAUCCAAUUCAACUCUGAAGAACAAUGGACAAAAGCAUUGAAAUUCAUGUUGACCAAUCUUAAAUGGGGGCUAGCCUGGGUGUCAUCACAGUUUGCUAACAAAUGAAAAAAAAAAAAUGGGUAUUCUGAACACUCAUUUUAUCAUUUUUAAUCCAGUAUAUGGACUUCUACAUUUUUCUCAGUAAGAAACUUCUUAUUAUCAGAUCUAUGAUCGAUAGUGUCUUUUGUGGUAUUUGAUGGAAUGUCAAGGAUUAUGGCCUGUUAAUAAAAUUCGGCAUUACUGAAGGAAUUGGAACUUUACAUUUAGUAAUGCUGUAUAAUGGUUUGCUUCAGACAUGAAACCAUUUUGCAAUAUAUUUGUCUAGCCAAAGACUUGCACAUCUCCCAUUUACAAAAGAAAAAAAAUGUGAUUGGUGUGGUAACAUCUCUUACUAAGAUUUCUAUUUCAAGGAGUACAUUAUAACAGUUGUCUUUUUGUGGAAGGAUAAAUAAAAAGGAAUGGACCUGUGAGAGUCCAAUUUGGAAUAAAAAACAAUUAUGAUAUCACAAA
Lingula anatina is the source of this 1872-nucleotide messenger RNA. Its product is annotated as beclin-1. Gene Ontology annotation, biological process: mitophagy; autophagosome assembly; late endosome to vacuole transport. Lineage: Eukaryota; Metazoa; Brachiopoda; Lingulata; Lingulida; Lingulidae. Gene Ontology annotation, cellular component: phosphatidylinositol 3-kinase complex, class III, type II; phagophore assembly site; phosphatidylinositol 3-kinase complex, class III, type I. The record is from RefSeq and is a predicted model, not a curated record. Gene Ontology annotation, molecular function: phosphatidylinositol 3-kinase binding; protein-macromolecule adaptor activity.